This is a messenger RNA of Penicillium angulare, 1866 nucleotides long. Its product is annotated as ferric reductase family protein. Gene Ontology annotation, cellular component: plasma membrane. The coding region runs from base 1 to 1866 and encodes 621 amino acids. NCBI's taxonomy places the organism in Eukaryota, Fungi, Ascomycota, Eurotiomycetes, Eurotiales, Aspergillaceae. The record is from RefSeq and is a predicted model, not a curated record. Gene Ontology annotation, molecular function: ferric-chelate reductase activity. Gene Ontology annotation, biological process: iron ion transport; intracellular iron ion homeostasis; copper ion import. The transcript has a single exon.
AUGGCCGGGCCUUCCUCGCAUCUCGCGAUACGAAACUACGGACCGAAUGUGACAUACAUAUAUGAAUAUUCCAGAGGGCUGAAUGGCGUUAAUGUCCCCCUCGAUGUACUCAUUGCGCGGAUCAUCUACUCCUCAGUCAUUGUCCUGGCUUUCAUUAUAUUCAGCGGCCGGAUCGCUCAGAUAAGCCAUGCAUAUCUUCGCCAGAUUACCUCUGUCUCCUCCAGUCGAAGACAACAAACGUACUGGAGCCAAGAACAAUCCAAAUGGUGGCCCUGGCUGAAGAAAAACGUCCUAUACGCCCCUCUGGGCAGGAAAAGACAUAACCGAGAGGUCCAGUUGUCUUCCGCGGUAGGAAUAGGCACUCUUCCAUCUCGGUUUCAGACCAUACUAGUCUCCUUGUAUCUUACAAGUCAGGUUGUGUAUUGCCUGUUUCUAGACUACAAGGUCAACGAAAAGCAGGCGCUGAUAGCAGAACUGCGCGGACGGUCGGGUACUCUGGCAGUUUUCAACAUGGUGCCGCUUUUUCUCCUGGCGAGUCGCAAUAAUCCCCUCAUAUCUAUUUUACAUAUUAGUUUCGACACAUACAAUCUUCUUCACCGAUGGUUGGGCCGCAUUGUUGUAUUAGAAACCGUCACCCAUACCACAGCCUGGGCAGUCAACGCCUGCGCCGAGCAAAACUUCACCGAUAUGCUCGCACGUUUGAGAGAUACGCCUUUCUUUUCCUGGGGUCUACUAGGCACCUGCUCAAUGGUAGCUCUGUCCUUGCACUCGCCCUCGCCAAUUCGGCAUGCCUUCUACGAGACCUUCCUUCAUCUCCACCAACUAUUCGCAUUAUUAGCAUUCAUCGGCGUAUACCUCCAUUUAGACCUGGAUAAUCUCCCCCAAAAACCCUGGAUUCAUGCCGUCGCCGCAAUCUGGCUCAUCGAACGCACCACACGACUUAUUCGCCUUGCAUACCUGAACCUCUCCCCCAAACACGGCUGUACCCGAAUGACCAUCCAAGCUCUCGAAGGAGAAGCAUGCCGAGUCACCUUUCACCUCCCCAAAUCCGUCGACAUACAGCCAGGGUGUCACGUUUUUGCCUACAUCCCCAGCGUAUCAUGGUGGAUGUCCCACCCAUUCUCAAUUGCAUGGGCCGAGCCCCGGAACACACAAUCCCAAAUCGACUCCAAAUCUAACAACCCGCCCCUCACCCCCUCCUCUCUCGAAAAACAAGGCUUCAACUUCUACCCGGACAACCUCCAAGAUAACCGUCCCCAACCAACAGAGGUCUCUCUUAUAAUCAGCGCCCGCCAAGGCAUGACCCGCCGCCUCUACGACCUAGCCCUAUCAAAACCAAAUCGCACCUUCACCGGACCAGGCUUCAUCGAAGGCCCAUACGGUUCACACCCCGCAAACCCCAAAAGCUACGGCACGACGGUCCUCUUCUCAGCCGGUGCAGGAAUAACACACCAUCUCCUCUAUACGCGAGAGCUUGUUCUUCGCGCCGCAGCCGAAACAGCAGCUACCCGCCGCGUCUACCUUAUCUGGUCCAUAAGAUCUACAGACCAUCUUGCAUGGGUAACCAAAUGGAUGGACCAGAUAUUGAAGUUGCCCAUGCGUCGCGAUAUCCUCGUUAUCAAGCUAUUUGUCUCCAAGCCUCGGCGUGCAGCCGAUAUAGUCUCUCCGUCUAAGACGGUGCAGAUGUAUUCAGGACGAUGCAGACCUGAUGUUGUCCUUGAUGAGGUUUUGCCGGAGAGGGUGGGUGCAACGCUUGUUUCGGUUUGUGGGCCUGGGGCAUUUGCGGAUGAGGUUCGAAUGGCGAGUAGGGAGAGGAUUGGAAGGGGGGCUGUUGUUGAUUUUGUGGAGGAGGCUUUUACGUGGUAG